AUGCAAAACCUGCAAUUGAAAUGGAACACACAGUUGAGAGAAUUGGCGAACAAAUCCCACUUCACCAAUGCAAUUUCUGUCUACCUUCAAAUGCUACGCUCUGGUUAUUCUCCAAAUGCAUUUACUUUCCCAUUUGCACUUAAAUCCUGUGCCGCCCUUUAUCUCCCAUUCACCGGAAAACAACUCCACGGUCAUGUUUUAAAAACUGGGUGUUUGUUGGAACCUUUUAUUCAGACGUCUUUGAUUUCUAUGUAUGGGAAAUGCGGUUUUAUUGAAUAUGCGCGUAAGGUGUUCGAUGAAAAUCCUCAAUCAAGUAGAUUAACUGUUUGUUACAAUUCUUUGAUAUCUGGGUAUGGGAUGAAUCUUAUAGUUAAGGAUGCGAUGGUUCUGUUUAAUGAAAUGAGAGAUUUGGGCGUUGAAAUAAAUGGGGUUACAAUGCUGGGAUUGAUUCCGUUAUGCGGUGCUCAAGGGAAGUUGGGGCUAGGGAUGUCUGCUCAUGGUUUGUGUGUGAAAUUUGGGUUGGAUAUGGAUGUUUCUAUAGCGAAUUGUUUGCUUACGAUGUAUGCAAAAUGUGGGGAAGUUGGUUUUGCGAGAAAGUUGUUCGAUGGUACGCCGAGAAAAGGGCUCGUUGCUUGGAAUGCUAUGAUAAAUGGGUAUGCGCAAAAUGGUCUUGCUACUGAUGUCUUGGGACUUUAUAAGGAGAUGGAAUUGUGUGGGGUUUCCCCAGAUGCAGUAACAUUUGCUGGAGUACUCUCGUCUUGUGCUCAUCUCGGUGCACAAAGUGUUGGCAGGGACAUAGAGCAGAGGAUGCAUACUUGUGGAUUUGCGUCCAAUCCGUUUUUGAAUAAUGCUUUGGUUAAUCUUUUUGCUAGGUGUGGUAAUUUGAGAAGAGCUAGGGACAUUUUUGAUGGCAUUGCUGUAAAGAGUGUAGUUUCAUGGACAGCAAUGAUAGGUGGGUAUGGGAUGCAUGGAGAAGGGGAGAAUGCAGUUAAGCUUUUUGACACCAUGAUCAGGACCGGCAUUAGACCUGAUGGAACAGCAUUUGUAAGUGUUUUAUCAGCUUGUAGCCAUGCAGGAUUGGUCGAUAAGGGGUCCGAUUAUUUCGAGCUAAUGCAGAGUAAGUACGGAUUGCAGCCUGGUCUAGAGCAUUAUUCUUGCAUGGUAGACCUUUUAGGCCGAGCCGGUAGGUUGCACGAGGCACAAGAGCUCAUCAAAUCUAUGAAAGUAAAACCUGAUAGUGCAGUGUGGGGGGCACUCUUAGGUGCCUGCAAGAUUCAUAAAAAUUUAGAGCUAGCAGAGCUUGCUUUUGAACGUGUGAUUCAGCUCGACUCUACAAAUAUAGGUUACUAUGUGUUAUUGUCUAAUAUAUAUACUGAAGCAGGAAAUCUAGAAGGGAUGUCAAAAGUUAGAGUGAUGAUGAGGGAGAGAAAGCUGAAAAAGGAACCAGGCUUUAGUUACAUUGAAGUUAACGGUAGAGUGAACCUCUUCUUUGCUGGAGAUAAAAUUCAUCCUCAAACCAAGGAAAUAUAUGAGAAGUUGAAGGAGUUAGAAAAUUCAGUAGAUGGAUUUAACAAGAAUGAACAAGAAAUAAAAAAUGCAGAAGCUGUAAAUGGUAUGGGUGUGCAUAGUGAAAAAUUGGCUAUUGCGUUUGGGAUCUUGAACAUUGCAGAAGGGUCAGAUAUUGUUGUCAUUAAGAAUCUCAGGAUAUGUGGAGACUGCCACUUAUUUAUAAAGUUGGUUAGCAAAAUUGUGAAUCAUAAAUUUGUUGUUAGAGAUGCGACGCGAUUUCACCAUUUCAGGAAUGGACUAUGUUCUUGUAAAGACUAUUGGUAAUACAAUUUAGGCUGUUAUGUU
Messenger RNA from Mercurialis annua (annual mercury), 1854 nucleotides. Its product is annotated as putative pentatricopeptide repeat-containing protein At3g11460, mitochondrial. The coding region runs from base 1 to 1833 and encodes 610 amino acids. NCBI's taxonomy places the organism in Eukaryota, Viridiplantae, Streptophyta, Magnoliopsida, Malpighiales, Euphorbiaceae. Gene Ontology annotation, biological process: RNA modification. Gene Ontology annotation, molecular function: zinc ion binding; protein binding; RNA binding. The transcript has a single exon. The record is from RefSeq and is a predicted model, not a curated record.